UAAUCAUGUACGUUAUUUUUAGACUAUUGAAUUUUAAUCCCACACAUUGUAAUCAUACUCUCAAACAUGACCAAUACGAAUAUUUUUUGUUUGACUUUGUCUGAUUAAAGUUCAAUUACAAUUUCUAGUAUUCUAGAGCGAUUGUACGAAUAGGAAAUACUGAUUUUUAAUUUAAAGCAGUAAACAUAAGUUCGUGAAGCAUUUACAAUCAACAACGAAAUGAUAAGAAAAGGUUAUGACACAUGCGCAGAGAGUGGCAAGAUUUGACCACCAUCAAACCUUAAAUAAAUAUAUACAAAGUGCUCAUAGAUAUUUAUAUUCAAUUGAAUUUUGAAGUUGGAAACAGAAAUCUAUGUCGGGGAAUUUAUCAAUAUGAUAACACUUGUAAGAGGAUGAAAUCAAUAUGUUUAGUGCAUGUCGAUGGCCCACCUGCGCGACAUAUUCGAUCUUUGAAUAUUUCAAUUGAUUUUUUCGAUAGAGAAAUAACUUGAAAUGGUUUUAUUAUAUGCCAUUAUCACAUUACUCAAUUAAACGUAAUCGCAGCCUGACUAAGUUGCGGUGGAUUUACUUAGUGAGUUAGUAACGAAUUAUGCGCGUUGCGUUAGGCAAUUUGUACGAACGUGUGGAAAAGUUAAGUUGAAUCAGCGGUUUAAUUAAUCAAUCGACUUCGGAGUGAUUGGACGCGAUUCAAUCAAAAUUUCUGUUCAUAUUUUGUUAAUUACUUAGCAAGUGUGUGAACAUGAGUUCGUCUGAUAAAGUUACAAAAGUGUGUGCUAAAAAUGGUGAAGAAAGUGAAAACGUGGUUACUAAAAACUCUGCAAAUAAUAAUACAAUGAAAAAUGAUACGUGCAAUAAUAAAAAUAGAAAGUUGAAAUUAAAAGAUAAAGUGUUCGUCGAAAGAAAAUCGCUCAUUCAUGAAAUGUACGAUGUGCAACACAUUCGGAAUAUUCAUUAUAUUUUUAUGGUGUUGCUUUUGACGCUUAUCGUUAACCAUAUUGUUCACGGUAUUAUACAUGAAGGAAGACUGAGUUUACACAUCACUCCAAUCAUACAGAAUUUCUCCGAUGGUCAUCUAGCACUCGUAGGAUGGCUGAUUAUUUUCGGAUUAACUCUUCUCGUGUACCCUGUGUUUCACCUAUGGGCAUCAACUUACAGUCAAAUAACAACAACCAUUUUGAAAGAAUCAUGGAACGGGUUAUGGAUAGCAAUCGUGCUUGGAUAUUAUUAUGAAGUUUUCGAGUGGGCAGGAACGUACGUCACAGAAAACGAUUUGACUUUUACGUCGUCCUUUGCAUUAACUGUUGAAGCAACUAGAUUAUUAAUGAAAACCCACGCAUUCAUUCGCACCAACGUCACAAAACUCCAUAAUGAAAAAGAGAAUUUCAAAUUGGCACCCUUCCGCCACUAUUUGGAGUUUUUAUUUAUGCCAACUCUAGUGUUCAGAGAUUCCUACCCAAGAACGAAAGCUAUCAACUGGACGAGUGUCUUUGUCUACUUCUUUGAAUUUUGUGGAUGUGUUUUCUUCAUCUGUUACCUGUACAACAUGUACUUUGCGCCUGAUUGCAACCACUUCAAAGUUUCUAGCAGCUUUCAACUAAAAGAUUUCGCUUGGCUUAUCUUUCGCAACACCGUACCAAGUCUCGGUAUCAUGAUUAUCAUGUUUUAUUUAAUCCUACAUUUGAUCCAAAACUUGUUUGGAGAGUUGACACGGUUUGCUGAUAGACAAUUUUAUCAAGAUUGGUGGAAUUCAACAUCCUACGACGAAUACUAUCGAAAAUGGAACGUUGUAGUCCACGACUGGCUGUACAACUACGUUUAUAAGGACGUCUUUGAAGCAUUCAACUUAAAAUCCCCUUUAAUACCAAAAUUACUCGUCUUCCUCAUAUCUGCCAUCGUGCAUGAAUACAUUUUAUAUUAUACCAUGCGCAUGUUCUAUCCUGUUUUAGGAACAAUAUUCUUUACAUUCGGAAUGAUUUUCACGUCGUUUAGAAGUCCCCAAUAUUGGCUAAUCAGUGUUCUCUUUCUGUAUAGUUAUGGCUUAGGUUUUUCUAUUACAAUCACGUCGUAUGUGAUUGAAUUUUGCGUUAGGCAGAACCCUUGCGCUGCCAAUUCAACAAUGAUUCCUUUCGAUUGGUUAUAUUCCAAAACUUUAUUUAACGAUUGCGUCAAUUAGAUUAAAAUAUAAUUAUAUGGUGUAUUUGGUAUAAGUUGUAUUAUAGAUCUGCGUAUUUUAUAAAUUUUAUACAGUUAUUUGUAGGGUGAAUAAAUAAAUAAAUAGAUAAAAAUAAA
Messenger RNA from Dalotia coriaria, 2289 nucleotides. RefSeq names its product sterol O-acyltransferase 1. The coding region runs from base 740 to 2173 and encodes 477 amino acids. Gene Ontology annotation, cellular component: endoplasmic reticulum membrane. Lineage: Eukaryota; Metazoa; Arthropoda; Insecta; Coleoptera; Staphylinidae. The transcript has 7 exons. Gene Ontology annotation, biological process: cholesterol metabolic process. The record is from RefSeq and is a predicted model, not a curated record.